AUGCGAUAUGCCGAGGAACGCUCCUUGAUUCCGGACGGUCAAAGCGGUUCUUGGAAAUGUCACCAGGCCAUUGAUCUGGCCCUGUCCAAAUGUCUGGUCUGGGACUUGUUGAUUCUCCAACGACGCGCGGCUGGGUGGAUCUCUAAUGAUGCCAAAUCCUGCUUUGAUCGUAUUGUUCAUUGGGUGGCAAUCAUUGCAAUGCUCCGGUUUGGGCUGACAUGGAGGGUCCUAUCCUCCAUGUUUAACAUGCUGUCAUCAGCGACGCAUCGGGUGCGGACAGGCUUUGGCGAUUCCGAACGUACUUUCAAGCCGCCUUCUGUUAUCCCCUUCCAAGGCUGUGGUCAGGGUAAUGGGGCUGGACCCCCUAUAUGGAUCUCUGUGAGCUCCGUUCUCAUUACCAUGAUGGAAGCGAUGGGUUACGGCUUUGAGUGCCUCUCAGCAUUGGAGUCACAGUUGGUCACAGCCCAAUGCUUCUGCUUUGUCGACGACACCGACGUCAUUGAGGCUGGCAAUACAGUACAUCACUCGGGUGAAGCUAUAUGUGCAUCGGUGCAGGACGCCGCCACUCUGUGGGCUGGGGGAAUCCGUGCCACUGGCGGUGCGAUCAAUCCUGAGAAGUCCUUUUGGUGGCUCAUUGAUUUUGAGUGGGACUCCCGCACAGGCAAAUGGAAAUUCCGUGGGAAAAAAGCAGUCGCCCCCAACUUUGAACUCCAAAUUCAAGGUCUUUCAGGUGCUACUGAAUCCUUGCGUCGCCUUGAACCAGAUGACUUGGAAUGCACUUUGGGAGUUAUGCUUGCUCCCUUGGAAAACCUUGAGGCCCACAAGGCUCAGAUGGUUGCUAAAGCCAAGGAUUGGGCAGAACAGCUUCGAUCCAACCUGCUUCACAAAUAUGAUGUCCUCCCCCUCAUCAAGUUGACCAUCAUGAAGAAAUUGGAGUAUCCGAUGGCGCUAACAACUCUGGAUGCCCAGCAAUGGACAGACAUUAUGUCUCCGGUACUUCAAGUGUGCCUUCCGAAGGCGGGUGUCUGUCGUAAUUUCCCUUGGGAUGUCAUAUUUGCUCCGCUGUCCUAUCAGGGUCUUGGACUUCCACAUCCGUUUGGUUGUCAAGUGUUUAAGCAUCUUGAGAUGUUGCUCUGA
Messenger RNA from Cylindrotheca closterium, 1137 nucleotides. NCBI's taxonomy places the organism in Eukaryota, Bacillariophyta, Bacillariophyceae, Bacillariales, Bacillariaceae. The record is from the annotation of a GenBank genome assembly.